Messenger RNA from Dendroctonus ponderosae (mountain pine beetle), 1909 nucleotides. Its product is annotated as pyroglutamyl-peptidase 1. Lineage: Eukaryota; Metazoa; Arthropoda; Insecta; Coleoptera; Curculionidae. Gene Ontology annotation, cellular component: cytosol. The record is from RefSeq and is a predicted model, not a curated record. Gene Ontology annotation, molecular function: pyroglutamyl-peptidase activity. Bases 503 to 1165 code for a protein of 220 amino acids. The transcript is spliced from 5 exons. Gene Ontology annotation, biological process: proteolysis.
CGCUAAUAAUAACGACCUCGAUUGGUUUACCCUUAUUUAUUCAAAUAAAUCCACUCUCAGAUUUUAGCAUUCGGAAAAGUUUGAGUCGGGGAUCUUACUAGAGAAUAGACUGAAAUUGUCGAAAUGUGACUUUUUUUGGUCUUUUCGAAUUUAUUGGAGUCACUAUUUACUUACGUCUUAGAGAAAUUCCCAAAAAGACUCACAAAUUAUAUUGAAAGUAUUUAAUGUAACAUUUUAACGGUAGACCUGGCAAGCCUGCUGACCGGAAUCCGGAUAUACCCGAGCUAUUCAGGCGGGAGAUUUGAUUCGUCAAUCUUCUUCUUCUUUAUCUUUGGCACAGCUCCUUUAUGACUAUUUGCCAACAUGAUACAGCUAAACAACAUAAUCGAACUGUUUUUCUUUAUCAGUUUGCUAUUUAGUGCUUCUAAUAUUUUUUAUUUAACGGUAUCAACCCAACCUUGAUGCUCUUUUCAAAGGCACCGGAAAUCAUUUAAGGGCUCAGAUGAUGACAGAAAGUGAUGUUGUUUUGGUAACCGGAUUCGGCCCGUUUGGCGAACAUGCAGUGAACGCCAGUUGGGAGGCUGUGUCCCUUUUGCCGGGCACAAUCGCUGGAUGUACCAUUGUCAAACAAGAAAUUCCCGUAUUGUAUAGGCAAGUCGAGGAAAUCGUGCCUCGCCUCUGGCAUCGGUACAACCCUAAGCUUGUUGUGCACGUUGGCGUGUCUUCGGCAACUAGGGAAAUUCAGAUUGAAACUUGCGCCAAUAAGAAGGGCUACAAACGAGCUGAUAUUGAGGACACUUGUCCAGCAAAUGGACAAGUUUGUUACGGACAGGCCGACACUAUCCAGACCAGCCUAUGCGCUAGGACAAUAUGCGAGAGACUUAAUCAGGACUCGACCUGGAAAGCGUCCAUUUCCAAUGACCCGGGACGGUACUUGUGCGAGUUUAUCUAUUAUGUAUCGCUGAGCCACAACAAUCAGCGAACACUGUUCGUUCAUGUUCCACCCCUCAACGAACCCUUCAGCAAAAGUCAGCUUGCCAGGGCCUUAGAGGAGAUUGUAAAAUGUGCGUUGGAACUAAUUGGCGAUACUGAAGAACACAGUGCACACUUUGCUAAUGAUAGUGUUCGGAUAUACAAAAAUGGUCGAGCUGCAGCUGCCUUUUAGCUCAAAACUCUUGCGCAAUCAUCUUAUUGGGUUUCCAGAAACGCUCGUCUGUGUGUUCAUAGUGAUGAUAAAUAUUUCGAUAGCAAUAUUGAUAAACACUACCUUGUACGCCUUGAUGUCAAGAACUCGUUGGUUAAGUGUUGUAUUGUCACAACCACAGAUCACAGAGUAAUCCUCUGUUCCCACUUAACGUGUUCUGUCUUUAUCUAUGGUUCAUAUCUUGACAAGGAAAGAAAGUCAACAUAUCUAAUCUGCCCCACAGACUAUUCACUAUUCUCUAUUUUGCGAUCUGUGGUUAGUGGAUUUGAAAACACGAAUGGCUCAUCGAGCGAAAGGGUUUUACUAAGUAAUCAGCUUUAUACAGCCCAAAGCUCUAGCAUACCAACUCUAGGCAGAUAGCAUUUCCUAAACCUCAUCCAUUACAAAAACGAACAUCACGAACAAUAUUUUCAAUUCAAACAGUAUUUGAAUCGUGUAAAAAUUCUACAUUAUAUGUUUGAAUUGCAAUGUUAUUUUGUGCAAAGCACAGAUUAUCAAACUUUCCUAAGACAAGUCCAAAUGUAUUAAUUGGCGGUACCGUUUUUCAUAUAGACACUCAGACAGAUGGUUUACUUUGAAUAUAUGUUAAACUCGAACUAGAUAUAAGAUUUUUAUGUUCAUAGUGCCUGCGAAUUCCUAUUUUGAGCGGAUCGGAGAAUUAAAACAGUAAAAUCUCAAGCAGUAAAUAAAUUUCUAUGAACAGUU